Messenger RNA from Schizophyllum commune H4-8, 1058 nucleotides. Its product is annotated as cell cycle checkpoint. Gene Ontology annotation, cellular component: nucleolus; checkpoint clamp complex; site of double-strand break. Bases 15 to 893 code for a protein of 292 amino acids. The record is from RefSeq and is a predicted model, not a curated record. Gene Ontology annotation, biological process: telomere maintenance; meiotic DNA integrity checkpoint signaling; nucleotide-excision repair. Lineage: Eukaryota; Fungi; Basidiomycota; Agaricomycetes; Agaricales; Schizophyllaceae. The transcript has 6 exons.
CGGCUCUUGCCGUCAUGCGGUUUCGGGCCACCGUCGAGAAUGUCAGCUUGUUCUUUAGACUCAUUCAAUCCAUUGAGAAGCUACAGAAGAAAUGCAUCAUCAGGUUCACGGAGGAGACUAUGCACAUCAUCUGCAACCACGACGCGAACGAGGGCGGCAUUCAAGUCUGGUCCCAAAUCAAAGUCAUCACCAUCUUCACCUCCUACCGCAUCCAGUCCAAUGCCAACAACGAGAUCACCAUGGCCCUCGCUUCCGACGCCCUCCUCGCUACCCUGCGCUCUUGCACGACCCACGAAUCCGACGACAUUACCGUCAAGCUUGCAAAGAAGAACGAGCAGGCGGUGUUGAGUUUUGAAAUCAGCGGCUUUUCGCGCGUCGGGCAGCGUGUACGGGUGGCGCAUGAUGUGCGCAUAGAGGUACUCAAGCCAGCGGACGUGGAGAGGCUGGGGGAACCAAUGUGCCCAGAUCCGGAUGCCCACAUCCUGCUACCACCACUGCAGAAAUUGCGCACGGUCGUCGAGCGCAUGCGUAUAAUGUCCGACGUACUCGCCAUAAGGGCGAACGGUAGCGGCUGCUUGCAGCUCGCCAUUCACACGGACGACGUCAGUGUCGACACCGUCUGGAGGAAUUGUACGAAUCCAAAAAUGCCACGCGCGGAUGCCUCCUCCCAGGACGACUCGGGUGAUCGCGACCCGGAGCAGUACCACUCUGUCUUCGUCAACAUCCGCAGCUUCAUCAAAUUCCUGAAUGCGCACGUCGUCUCGAGCACGACCAUGGCUUGCAUCUGCCAAAAUCACUGCAUGAUCCUCUAUGUCUACAUCGGCGAUGUCGCGACUACGGGAGGCGUCUUGACGUUCUAUAUACCGGCUAUCAUCGACGACGAAGACGGCUAACCCUUUCAAGACCUCUUUACUGCGCUCUAUGGGAGCUCCGGUGAUACUCAUUGCUGAUGUACCACUGUCUACUAUCUCGCUGUGCUUACUGCUGUCGUCUGCUGCCAUCGAUGGACUCAUUGCUCAUUCUCGCUCAUGUCCAUGUCGGUGGCUCUCUGGGCGCCU